Molecule: messenger RNA, 4831 nt
Organism: Meriones unguiculatus (Mongolian gerbil)
Lineage: Eukaryota; Metazoa; Chordata; Mammalia; Rodentia; Muridae
Gene: Nalf2
Product: NALCN channel auxiliary factor 2
Exons: 3
Coding region: 915-2357 (480 amino acids)
Biological process (GO): calcium ion import across plasma membrane
Cellular component (GO): plasma membrane
Molecular function (GO): stretch-activated, monoatomic cation-selective, calcium channel activity
Source: RefSeq, a predicted model, not a curated record
CUACUCCCCCCCAAACACACUCGCAAACGGGCUCUCAAGGUGUUCUCCGCACAGCGGAAGAUGGCGACAGACUGAGGGGGCAUGGCCAGCGGGAGCCACGGGGCCAUGCCUUUGGGCAGCCGCCACAGCGGUGCGAACCAGAGGCGGAAGCGAGAGGCGCACUAAGUAAAGCCCGGCGUCCGCGUCCGGCGUCUGUGGCGCUGCGGGGAACCAGGUGGCCAGCCCGAGCCGGAACUCUGGGAGCCGCCGGUGCGGAGCCAAAGCAGAGCCUGCCCGGGACCGGCUCCGGCAGACGGUCAGAGCACAAGUGAAGCACGAAGGGCCAGCAGCGGACCGGCCGGUCGGCUGGCCUAGGAGGGCGCGAGCGAGGCAGGGAGCUGCAAGGAGCGGGCAGACGGGCGGGAGAGGAGCAGAGCGGGCGAGGGGAGCGGAGCAGAGCAGAGCGCGGCGGGGCCCGCACGGCGGCGCUGAGGGGCGCAGAGCGGCGCUGAGCCGAGACGGCCUGAACAGAGUGCGAGCUGGGGGUCGGGGGCUCGGAGUGAAGUGUCGCGGAGCCUGGGGCAACUGAGGGGCCUGAUACUAAGAGCAGUGCGGCGCCGCCGCCUCAGCCGCCACCGCCCCAGUGUCCCGCACCGCCCCCCGCCGGGACGCCGGGUUGUGCCUAGCGGGCCGGGCGGCGGCUCGCCACCUGCCAGCGAGAGAGCGCGUGAGGGGCGUGGAGACAGCCCAAGAGAGCGUCCCGCGACUCCGGCCUGAGCGGGGGACCCGGGCCGUCUGGCCUGCCUAGCCAUGCGCCCCCCAUGGUAGAGCCUGGACGGCGCUGAGGAGCGCGGUGCGGUUCACAGCCCGCCCUCCCGAGACGGCCGUCCGGCCUCGCACCUGCCUACUCCCUCCAGCCUGGACCCCCCUGAAAUAUGUUCAGGGGCGCUUGGAUGUGGCCCGAGAAAGACACCGCCGCUCUGACUCUUCACCGCCGCCGCCGCUGCUGCUGCUGGGCUCCCAAGCCAAGCGACAAACCUUGCGCUGAUUAUGAGCGGGCGCAGCGAUGGCGACUGUCGCUGGCGUCCCUGCUCUUCUUCACCGUGCUACUCGCUGACCAACUGUGGCUGUGUGCUGGGGCCCGACCCCGGGACAGUGAGCUGAGCAGCGCCGUGCGGCCACCGUGGGGGGCCGGCCGCGAGCGGCAGCCUGUGCCUCCUCGCGCGGUGCCGCGGCCGCGGCCGCGGCCGCCGCCGCCGCCGCCGCCGCCGCCUGGAGAACCCAGAGCGUCCUCGGGCACCUGCAGCCCUCGAUACAGCAAUCUGACCAAAGCUGCCCCCGCCGCCGGCCCCGGGCCGGUCUGCGACGGCAUCCCAGAGCCCACUGGGCUGGACGCAGCUUGCACCAAAUUGGAAUCUUUGAAGAGACUUUUCGAACCGACCACCCCAGCUCCCCCUCUGCGACCCCCUGACUCCCCUUCCCAUGCCCCGGCCGAGUUCCCCUCUGCCAAGAAAAACUUGCUCAAAGACCACUUUCGGAACUUCACUCUUUCCUUUUGCGACACCUACACUAUCUGGGACUUGCUGCUUGGCAUGGACCGCCCCGACAGCCUGGACUGCAGUCUGGACACACUGCUGGGGGAUCUGCUGGCUGUAGUUGCCAGCCCGGGCUCGGGGACCUGGGAGGCAUGUAGCAACUGCAUAGAGGUGUACCAGCGACUGGACCGACAUGCUCAGGAAAAAUAUGACGAGUUCGAACUCCUGAUGCAUAAAUACUUACAGGCAGAAGAGUACUCUAUCCGGUCCUGCACGAAAGGCUGCAAGGCUGUCUACAAGGCCUGGCUGUGCUCAGAAUACUUCAGUGUAACCCAGCAGGAAUGCGAGCACUGGGUGCCCUGCAAGCAAUACUGCCUGGAGGUGCAGACCCAGUGCCCCUUUUUCCUCCCUGAUAAUGAAGAAAUGGUGUAUGGAGGCCUCCCUGGCUUUAUCUGUACAGGGUUACUGGAUACUUCACCAAAGCGGCCGGAAACCAAGUGCUGUGAUGUGCAGUGGGCGUCCUGUGAGUCAAAGAAGAAGAAGCUCAAGGAAUCUGAGCCCCCCCAAACCCACCACCAGCAAUUCCACCACUCCUAUUUUCACCACUACCACCAACAGUACCACCACUACCACCCCCGCCAUGACCCCCCAAGUCAUGUCAGCAACAAGCCUUCCCUGCUGCCGGUGUCUGGGGGCUCACGCCUCAGUCCCAGCAGGAUCUGGCUCUGCGUUCUUGUUCUUAUGCUCCUCCACACUAUAGUGUCCUUCUCCAGCCAUGGUGGUGGGGGACUGGGGCUGCAGACACUGCCUGCCCUAGAGGAGGGCCUGACACAAGUUCAGUGAUAACAGGGAGGGAAGACAAACCUCCACAACAUACUGACAUCAACUCCAGCCCUGCCCCAGGUUGGGGGGAGGGAGCACCUCCCACAGGAGGUGUAGAACCAGGUGGGGGGGUGGGGAUAAAUGGGGGAGCAAAUAUUAUCCCCAAUCUACUCCUGCCCUAAAAGCAGCUCAAAGAGAAUAGUCAGAGGGGCCCAAGGAGCUGCAAAACUCACCCAGCAGAAAAAGGUAGAAGCAGCAGGUGUCCCCUCCCAAGCCCCAUUCCUGGGGCUUAGAAUCAAAGGGGGGGAGUAGAGGCUGAAGUUGCCCACUCCUGCCAAAAGCCCUGACCCCAGGGAAGGAGGCUGCUUACCCAGCCUCAGCCCUUCAAGGAAUGUCGGGGGGGGCACAAAGGGGAGUAGUUCUCCCCCCUCCACAUUCCUUUCGUUGCCAAGAUCCUUAAUUCCCUCCUGCCCAUAUCCCUACAGGUGACAGCAGACAGUGUGGUUGCCCUCCUGCCACUUCAGCGCACCCUGAGUGUGGGGCCAUCACUGCUGAAGCAUCAGACUGGGGGAACUAGGCACAUGGGGUUGCAGCUAGAGGUGGGGUUGCCCAGUUGGGCUGCCCCCACCACCCUAGACAAUGAGGAUUUGGAACCUAGAUAUGGAAUGAUUGAUAAAAGAGAAGGAAGCUAAAGAAGGGAAGAAGAAAAGGGAGAAGUGGACAGAAAACCUGAAGAGAUGGUUGGACUAAGAACGCUACCUGGCUUUGGGGAGGUGGGUGAUUCAUAUUGAGGCAGGCCCAAGAAUGCCCCCCCCCAAAAUCAGAGAGAUGUGCAUAAAGAGAUCCCUGGGGAAAGAGCCCAGGAGCCGAAACCCAGAAAGUUGAGGGCAUAUGGUUGGACUGCCACUGUCUGGAGGGCCGUAUCUUACAGAAGGUGCACACACCCCUAGGGCUGCUUUUGCCCUGGAAAUCUUGGCCUUGUGGCCACAGACCUUUCAUUUCCAAUCUCCACAGGGAGGAGGGAAUUGAGCCCAAGUGCGUCAGGCCUGGCCUGGGUUCCCACACUCCCCCAUCUUGCCCUAGCCCAGGCCUCCAUGAAGGAGAACCUGGUGGCUUUGCCCCAGAGCUCUCCAGAGAUGAGCCUCCCCUACUCCAUCCUGUGUCCGUCCCCAACCUACCAAAGAGUAUUCAUCCCUUCCCAUCCCUGACCUUGUGGCCUAUUGUCCCAUCGAGGGACAGCUAGACUCCUCCUCACCCUUUAGCAGGUCCCUUUCUCUAGGUACCCCUUGCCGUUGCUGGACAAAGUUCCGAGACUGGCAAGAGGACUCUGACUAGAGACAACAUGCUGCUGCUGACCUGAGAGACUUGUUUAGUCAGGCCAGAGGGGAUGAGUGAGAGAUGAGACUUGGGAGCCCUGCUUACACAGAUCUGCAGGGGCUGGGGGCACAUUGCCUGGGCAUCUAAAAGCCAAUGAAAGCUGACAAGAACAGGAUUCUUGUCUGGAACAGGCCUGUCCAAGAUUCUUUGUGGGACAGGCCAGGGACUUUCAGAGACCAAACGGAUGAAUAAAGGGAGGACAGUCCUGGAGCAGCAUUACAGAGAAACAGCUGUGUAUGGGGGUUGUGGGGGGAGCUGCACCUUGCCAGCUUUGGGAUGAAUGGAAGCCCUUCCUAGUAGACAAAAGUUCUUUGAUUCAAGGGCCACUGUUGGAUCCCAAAUCCGCUUCUUGAGCCUAUGGAGCCCUUUUCUCUGCCAGUUUACUCAUAUCUCACAGCCUGUCCUCUGCCUGGACCCUGUGUCCUCCAUCUUUUGGCCCUCAGCACUUCGGGCCUGGCCACAUACCCCAUCCCUAGAGUGCUCUUUUCAGCUGGGGAGGGGAAGAGGUGCUGGAUCCUUCCCAGAUGUGCUUAUGUAUAAGGGAAAGGUAGGGGCCCUAGUACUGCCUUCUAACUUCUGCAUCCUCAGGAGAGGAAAAGGAACUGGACAGCAAAGGGGGACAAUAUAGUCCCAGGGAAUGGACCAUUGGAGACUCCCAUUCUCUUUUCCCCUCACCAAGUGCCCUGGAGACCCCUGGCUCAGACCAGCCCAAGGCCUUGCCCAGUGGCAGGGGAAAGGGGCACCACACUCCACCUCAAGUCAUUUGACCAACCCCUUGAUCUUCUGCCACCUCCCCAGCUGCCCCUGCCCUCCGUCAUAGGCAGCAGAGCUAGGCAGCUUUCUUAUGCCAUUUUCUACACUGUGCUUCAUGAGUAGGACUUUCUUGCACUAGUUCCUAUGAUUGAGUCGCCAAGCUGGUUCCCUAGUAGUUUCCCAUUCCUUCCUCCUUUCCCUGGCUAUGGUUCAGUUGUCUCUGCCCUUGAUCUUGAUCUUACCUGCCUCCGUGUUUCAGUGAGAGUGUCUGUAUGUGUACUGCUUUUUGUUUUGUUGCGCUGUAAGGCAGAGAUAUCUCUGAUCUUGUUUAACCCCUUAAAGAAAUAAAUUAUAAGACUUGAUAA